UGUUUCGUGCCGUGGGAAAAGAACGAGGAGCUGCAGGUCGGGCUCUCUUGACCGCGUGCUAUGCAUACCCGUAAUAAUACGGCUAAGGUAACGGCGCGAGGAGGAAGAGAAGGUGCAGGAGGAGGAGGUGGAGUAGCAGCAUCAACUGCAGUGAUGGUGAAGCGCGAGUGCACCGAUGUCUUCUCGGACAUGGUAGUGUGAAGUUGCGGUAAUGGUAUUAUUACUGGUGCGCCAGUAAACUGUACAGUGGUGAUGAUACAUUGUUGUUGAUCAAUCGUAUACAGAGAAAAAGAUAUACUGCGAGCAGCUGCGGGUGUGUCGUGUGCGCGUGCAGUGUGACUCGAGUGAAAGAAGCUGCGCUCCGCAGAAAAAAAAAAAAAAAAAAAAAUAGGAGGAGGAGAAGAGCGCACGGGUCGCUGGAUGAUGAGAUCGUGACGAUCGUGUAGGACCCCUCCGAGAAGGCCAACCUACCUACCCACCCUCCCCCGUCAUUCUUCGCUCCGGGCCUUGGAAGGAGAGGCCUGCCAUUCGCGCGCACAAACACGCGGCUCUCCUUUCAGCCAUGGGAGAUAAAUCAGCGAGGGGCAGAGGAGGAGGAGGAGGCGGAUCAUCGGUUCUCCUGCCGCUGGUCCUCCUGGGCUGUUGCGCCAUCGUCCCGGCCGGACAGGCGCGCAGCAUCAACGGCCUCGAGACGCCUCGCGGCUGCAACUGGCGGCACGAGGACGACCGCUCCCAACAGACCCUCGUCUGCCGGUUGCGCUCCAUAUCGGGGGCUGCCAGCCUCGUGGGCAACAUCUCGACCCAGCAGGCCGAGAACGUCUUCUCCCUCGGCUUCGAGUGUAGCGAGGGCUUGUUCCUCGACAGCCAGCUCGAGGAGGGACCCGGAGCCACUGUUGGCCCGGCCAGCUACUUGGGCGCCCUGCCUAGGCUGGAGCGAUUGCGCCUCGAACACUGCAAGGUCCGCAACCUGCCUGGUGGGGCCUUCGCCUCGGCGCCCGGACUCCGUAAAUUGACGCUGCGGUCCCACAGCGCCGACUGGUCCUCGGCGGCUCUCGAUCUGCACAGGGAUGCGCUUCGUGGUCUGCCCGAGCUACGGGAACUCGACCUGGCCGAGAACAACGUGUGGAGCUUACCGGGGGAGUUUCUCUGUCCGAGUCCGAGUUUGGCUAGUCUCAACUUGACGCGCAACAGGUUGCAGGACGUGGCCUCGCUCGGACUCGCCGAUUGGGCCAGCGCUUGCGCCCAGAACCUGGAGGUCCUUGAUCUUAGUUCCAACGAGUUGAGUGCACUGCCGGACAACGGUUUGGCUGGUCUUCGUGCGCUCACCGCGCUGCGUGUGCAGGACAAUGCUAUCGCGGCCGUCGGAGAUCACGCGCUUGCCGGUCUCCACAAUCUCCGAUCGUUGAAUUUGUCGAGCAACCGGCUGGUGGCUCUGCCGCCCGAGCUCUUCGCAAAGAGCCGCGAACUCCGGGAACUCGUGCUGAGCAACAACUCGCUGGCCGUGCUGGCACCCGGGCUUCUGGACGGGCUAGGUAAUUAAUUUUUUAUGCUCAUUUUGUGUCGAAAAACACCUAUUCUUUUUGCAAAAAUGAACACAAGU
This is a messenger RNA of Copidosoma floridanum, 1600 nucleotides long. RefSeq names its product toll-like receptor Tollo. NCBI's taxonomy places the organism in Eukaryota, Metazoa, Arthropoda, Insecta, Hymenoptera, Encyrtidae. The record is from RefSeq and is a predicted model, not a curated record.